Euleptes europaea (tarantolino) is the source of this 945-nucleotide messenger RNA. RefSeq names its product olfactory receptor 10T2-like. Gene Ontology annotation, biological process: G protein-coupled receptor signaling pathway. Gene Ontology annotation, molecular function: G protein-coupled receptor activity; olfactory receptor activity. Lineage: Eukaryota; Metazoa; Chordata; Lepidosauria; Squamata; Sphaerodactylidae. The transcript has a single exon. The coding region runs from base 1 to 945 and encodes 314 amino acids. Gene Ontology annotation, cellular component: membrane. The record is from RefSeq and is a predicted model, not a curated record.
AUGGAAAGAGAAAACCGUACUGCAGUGCAUGAAUUCAUUCUGGUUGGGUUUUCCAGCUUCCCAGACCUUCGUAUAGUACUGUUCAUUGUCUUCUUUCUGAUAUAUUUGACCAGCCUGGUUGCGAAUAUUCUGCUGAUCGCAACAAUACGACUCGACUGCACUCUUCAUAUCCCGAUGUAUUUUUUCCUCUCUGUUCUGUCAUGCUCAGAAAUAUGCUACAGCUUUGUUGUGAUCCCCAAAAUGCUGGCAAGUCUGAUAACAGAAAGGAGGACUAUCUCUUUCAGGGGCUGCAUCAGCCAGAUGUUCUUCUUCAACGUCUUUGGAGGAGCCAACUGCAUGCUCCUAGCCAUGAUGAGCUACGACCGCUACGUUGCCAUCUGCAAACCUCUUCAUUACCCAGUCCUUAUGAAAGAAAGCAUUUGCAGGCAGCUGGUGGCUUCUGCUUAUUCAACAAGUUUUGUUGGAGCUGUGAUAGAAAUCGGCUUCAUCCUGAAACUGCCCUUCUGCGGUCCCAACCGGAUUUGCCACUUCUUCUGCGAGCUGGCUCCCAUCCUUCGGCUAGCUUGUGAAAAAAGCAGCGCCGCCGAAAUCUCCAUCUUCAUCAUUUGCAUGGUGAUCAUCUUCUGCUCCUUCUGCCUCAUCCUGUUGUCCUACGCUCUCAUCCUCCACACGAUCAUCCGGAUUCCCUCCGCCGAAGGGAAGCACAAAGCUUUCUCCACCUGCGCCUCUCACAUCAUUGUGGUGGUCGUGCACUUUGGUUGCGCUUCCGUCGUCUACUUGAGGCCCAGGUCGAUGUACUCGCCAGACAAGGACAUCUUCCUCUCCGUCUCGUACACGGUGCUGACGCCUUUGCUGAAACCCAUGCUUUACAGCCUCAGGAACAAAGAUGUACAAAUUGAUCUCAGAAAUGUUUUGGGGAGAAAAGUGUUCAAAAAAGCGGCAUGA